AUGACAUUAGGUCCUCCAAAUUUAAUACGUUUUUGGAACAUUUUCACUGGUAUAUCCCAAAACAAAUUCAUCCAGUCAUCAUAUACGGCUUACAAAAAAACUAAAUUUGGAGAAAAGUUUAGAUCAUUUCGUAGUCAGUGGUAUACAGAAUGUGAUUGGUUGGAGUAUAGUGUUCAACGUAAUGCUGCAUUCUGUUUUGUUUGUCGUAUUUUUGGACCAGAGAAUAGUGAAGAUACAUGGACUAGGACUGGCUUCAACAAUUGGCAAAAAUUUAUUGUGAAACUUAAAAGUCAUUUAGUUACUAUCAACCAUAAAACAAAUGAAUCGAAAAUGAUGGCAUAUAAGUCUAGUGAAAAAUCUGGAUCAGUAGUUACUCAAUUGUCUAGUUUUCAUAAAGAAGAAGUCUCAAAAAAUUGCAAAUAUAUGUCGAGUUUAAUUGAAAUAAUUUUAUACAUUGCAAAACAAGGCAUUGCAGUAAGAGGACAUAAUGAAGGAACUGAUUCAAUAAAUCAAGGUAAUUUUAAAGAAUUAUGCAAUGUAGUUUUUUCAAAAUUUAUGCCAGAAUUUCAAAGCUUUUAUCAAAAAAAAAUUAAUUUGACCAGCUGGAAAAUUCAAGAAGAACUUAUUAAGAUUAGUGCUGACUUGGUAACAGAAACUAUUGUUGGACAAAUAAUUGACACUGGACAUUUUGCUCUAAUGGUCGAUGAGGCUAGGUCUCAUAAACAAGAACAAUUGUCUGUGUGUGUGCGUUAUGCAGUUGGGCUUGACAUUUAUGAAAGAUUUUUACAAUUUAUUGAUGUUUCUUGUGGCCAGAAUGCCAAUCAAAUUGUUUCUGCUAUUUACACUAGUUUUAAAGAUUGUAAUUUAAACAUGGAUACAGUUGAAUCUGGUUGUUGUGGACCUGUGUAA
This is a messenger RNA of Aphis gossypii (cotton aphid), 909 nucleotides long. RefSeq lists its product as uncharacterized. NCBI's taxonomy places the organism in Eukaryota, Metazoa, Arthropoda, Insecta, Hemiptera, Aphididae. The record is from RefSeq and is a predicted model, not a curated record. The transcript has 5 exons. The coding region runs from base 1 to 909 and encodes 302 amino acids.